Messenger RNA from Nicotiana attenuata, 2091 nucleotides. RefSeq names its product putative BPI/LBP family protein At1g04970. Bases 266 to 1801 code for a protein of 511 amino acids. The record is from RefSeq and is a predicted model, not a curated record. The transcript is spliced from 6 exons. NCBI's taxonomy places the organism in Eukaryota, Viridiplantae, Streptophyta, Magnoliopsida, Solanales, Solanaceae. Gene Ontology annotation, molecular function: lipid binding.
CAGGCAAAUCAUGUGCAAGGAGCAGAAUUCCAAAAUUUACGACUCCACAGACCACCCUAUCCACAGUAAGUACAAUUAUUAUAAGUAGCAAGCACUACCAACCAUCCUGUUGCUUUCAAUAAUCCUCAACCAAAAUGUAAAAUUGUAACCUCGUUGACAUGCCAAACAUUUCUUCAAAUCAAAGCUCAGUGUCUAAUCUUGAUUCUUGAAAACUUUACCCAUCUCAAUCUCAUCAAUAAAUCCAUUUAAUUCAUCAAAAAUCGCAAUGGCAGACUAUAUCUUCUCCUUCUUUUUUCUAUCUUUACUUCUUAUUUCUUCAACUAAUCAUGUUAAAUCCGAUGAAGAAGGCUACAUCUCAGUGGACAUAUCAAAUAAGGGUCUUGAUUUUGCGAAGGAUUUUCUAGUACAAAUGGCUGAGUCUUCACUAGUUCCCCUUGACCUGCCUAAAAUUGAGAAAUCAAAGCAUAUUCCUUUUAUUGGUACAGUUCAUAUGGGUCUUUCUAAUAUCACUGUCGAUAAAAUCCAUGUAAUUUCGUCCACUGUUAAAGCUGGUGAUACGGGUAUAGUUAUUAGUGUUUCUGGUGCCACCGCUAAUAUGACCAUGAAUUGGGAAUAUUCUUAUACCAAUUGGUGGCUUCCUAUUCCUAUUACAGAUAAUGGGGAAGCUUCUAUUCAGGUUGAAGGUAUGGACGUCGGAAUUUCUUUCAAUCUGACGAAUAACCAAGGAUCGCUUAUGCUUUCUCCCUUGGAUUGUGGAUGUUCAGUGAAAGAUAUAUUUAUAAAGUUGGAUGGUGGAGCAUCCUGGCUAUAUCAAGGGUUGCUGGACGCUUUUGAAGUUAGAUUAACUUCUGCUGUAGAAAAUGCUAUUUCAAAGAAAUUGAGAGAAGGGAUUGUGAAGCUUGAUUCUUUGUUGCAGUCCCUACCAAAGGAAAUUCCAAUAAGAAAUAUUGGUGCUUUAAAUGUCACCUUUGUUGGCAACCCACAAUUGCGAGACACUUCUCUUACUCUUUCAAUUGAUGGGUUAAUUAGUGCCAAGGAUGCCUAUGCGGCAUUUCGUUACCAUCAUCUGGAACACUUAUUAGCGUCUCUAGAAUACUUAUUAGCGUCAGUUCCUGUGAAGGAUCCGGCAAGCAUGGUUACCAUUUCCUUGCAUGAAAAAGUUUUAGUGUCCGCAUCAUCUGUUUACUAUAACGCCAACAAAAUGCAUUGGAUUGUUGACAAAGUACCUGAACAAUCCUUGUUAAACACUGCUGGAUGGAGGUUCAUUAUCCCGCAACUUUACAGGCAAUAUCCAGAUGCUGACAUGAAUCUGAAUGUUACCAUAUUUUCUCCACCCAGUCUGAAAAUUAAAGAACACCAGAUUGAUGUGACGGUUCAUGCAGAUGUCGUGAUUAAUGUUUUGAAUUCGGGUGAAGUGACACCGGUUGCAUGCUUUUCAACGGCAGUCAGUGGUUCAGCUUCUCCAUGGAUUACCAACAAUAAUCUUGGUGGAAAUAUUCAAUUAGAUGAAUUCUCUUUAUCUUUAAGAUGGAGUAAAAUUGGCAAUUUGCACGUGAAUCUAGUCCGGGUACUGAUGUCAACUGCACUGCGGACUGUGAUACUGCCAUACAUAAAUUUAAAACUUAGUAGAGGAUAUCCACUGCCCAUAUUUCAUGGCUACACGCUUCAAAAUGCUAAAAUCCUGUGUAGUGAUUCAUGGAUUAAGAUUUGCAGUGAUGUUGGACCAGUCCAACAAUUAAAGUAUAAGUUAGUUCCUACUUCCUCCCACUGUAUCAGACCUUGUAUUGAUAGACAGAUGUAAACUAGGUGUAGGAUGUGCUUUCUUUUGUUUCUUGUUUGUAAUUGCUAUAUAUAUGCAUGUUGCACAUAUAGCUAUUGUAAAUCCUUCUCUCGGUUAUAAAAUAACGAUUGUAAAGUAAGUAAACUGAAGAGAAGUAGAGAGAGAGGUUGAUAUAUUUAUUCAACUUUCAAACUGAUGUACAUAAUGAACUGAAAACUCCUCUAUUUAUAGAAGAAAGGAAGCAAGGCUUUUCUUGAGCUGCAUGUAAGCUGUCUGCAUGAGCUGCUUGCAACCUGCCUGUUUAAUGAGAA